Molecule: messenger RNA, 759 nt
Organism: Fraxinus pennsylvanica
Lineage: Eukaryota; Viridiplantae; Streptophyta; Magnoliopsida; Lamiales; Oleaceae
Source: the annotation of a GenBank genome assembly
AUGUUUGAUAUUCUCUUAUUGGAUAUUGUUGACGUAAACUCAAAUAACAAUCAGACAACAGAUGGGUCACUUCUGUUGCAGAAUUCUAGUUAUGACAUUCGUAAUAGUGAUCUUAACAUGGGUUCUGGGUUCGCUGACGAGAAAGAUGAUGACUGCCAGGUAGUGGAGCGUCCGAAUACAUUUAAAUCCGAUGGAUCUUCAAAUGGGCAGAUGCCCUUUGCCAGUAGUUCCUCUGAUCCUUUUGGGGUUUCCUCUGGUAGUGGUAAAUAUUUGAUGGAGGAAAGCGAUGGCAGGCCAGGUUGUUCUUUGGAUGGUCGACGCUUAUCAUGCAAAAGAAAAGCCUUUGAAGGAAAUGUGGGACAGUCUUCAGGAACUGGAAGUUCAACGUAUUUUCAGCAUGCUGAAAGAAGUCUAUGGCAUGCUGUGCCGGCUACACAAGCUGCCAUGAGCAGCAUAAGUAUGUCAGCACCAAUUGAUGAUAUUAUUGCCAUUGAUGUGUCGGAUCAGGAUUUUCUAAUGGAGAGAGAGAUUGAGAGAGAUCAAGAAUUGUCCACAAACCCAAGACUGGGGCUUCAUGUUGGAGGAUCUGCUUCUACAAGUCCUCUGACUCUGAAUGCUUCUGGGACUGCCGAAAGUUCCAAACAAAAUUUCUGCUUGCAGAUAAAUGACUCAAACCAACAAGAUUCUAUACCUGGUAAUCUGUUUUCAACGGAGGCUAAUGUUGGGAACACAAGUUUUCCAUCUUCCCAACAUUCAUAA